This is a messenger RNA of Argentina anserina (silverweed cinquefoil), 618 nucleotides long. RefSeq lists its product as uncharacterized. The coding region runs from base 1 to 618 and encodes 205 amino acids. NCBI's taxonomy places the organism in Eukaryota, Viridiplantae, Streptophyta, Magnoliopsida, Rosales, Rosaceae. The transcript has a single exon. The record is from RefSeq and is a predicted model, not a curated record. Gene Ontology annotation, molecular function: RNA-DNA hybrid ribonuclease activity; nucleic acid binding.
AUGACCAAUCACUCGCUCCGCCAGGUCCUACAGAAGUCAAAGACUUUGGGGCGCCUUGUGAAGUGGGUUAUUAAGCUUAGGGAAUUCGACAUCCACUUCAAGUCUCGAACGAUGAUGAAGGGUCAAGCCGCCGCUGAUUUUAUUGCCCAGUUCAUCCCACCAGAGGGGACCAAGAGUGACAACACCGCUGAGGCCACCGAACCGGCGCCAGUGUGGGAUAUCUAUGUGGAUGACUCUGCCAAUAAGACCUCUAGUGGGGCCGGAAUAAUAACAACUGAUCCAGAAAGGAAUGAGUACCCUUACACCCUCCGGUUUAACUUCGAGACCUCCAACAAUAUAGUUGAGUACGAAGCCUUGAUUGGCGGGAUACAACUUUGUCUAGAAUUUGAGGCCACUAGAAUUCGGAUCUUCAGUGAUUCUCAACUAGUGGUCAACCAGGUUGAUGGAAGCUAUCAAUCCCACCACCCUCGACUCAUCUCAUAUCAGAAUCUGGCUGGGUCAUUACUCCAAAAAUUUGACUUCUUUGAGAUCAAACAACGGAGCUGUUGGUUUGCCGAUGUGUACUUCUCGACCGCCCUCCCCUUCUCCCCCACCUCGCCUUGGACAUAUGCCUCCUAG